Messenger RNA from Cucurbitaria berberidis CBS 394.84, 1082 nucleotides. RefSeq lists its product as uncharacterized. Bases 75 to 1043 code for a protein of 322 amino acids. Gene Ontology annotation, biological process: dephosphorylation. Lineage: Eukaryota; Fungi; Ascomycota; Dothideomycetes; Pleosporales; Cucurbitariaceae. The transcript has 2 exons. The record is from RefSeq and is a predicted model, not a curated record. Gene Ontology annotation, molecular function: phosphoprotein phosphatase activity.
AAGAACUUCUAACCAAAUUCAAGAACUUCCCACAAUGAGUUCCAGCUAUUUUCCUUCGAGUCGAUGAACUGAGGAUGCUCUCCGCAGAGCCUGCCCAAGAACGUCGCCCAACAGAAUCCGAAGCCCCACCACGCGCACCGCACCCCUCCUUCGUCCCCUUCCACAUUGUCACGGGAGUCUCCAACUUCCGCGACAUAGGCGGUUGGCCCAUCACCCCAUCUUUCCCAUCAAGUUCCUCCACCACCGCGACACCUCAUCAUGUGCGCCGUGGCAUCCUAUUCCGCGGUUCAGACACAACCCGAAUCACUCCCGCCGGGAUCGCGAAGCUGCAGGAACUCCAUGUAAAGGUAGAUUUCGAUCUAAGGAGUAAACAGCAGAUUGAGAAAGCCGGCGGUUUCAAAGACAUGCGAGAAUGGCGCAUCGAAAGAGUAUGGGCCCCGGUGUUUAGUGAUGAAGAGUAUACAGAGGAGAAGGCGAGGGAGAGAUAUGAGUUGUAUGCUAGUGAAGACCCAGCGGGUAUUGUGGAAGCGUUCAUCGAGAUCCUAACCUCCGGUGCAACUAUGAUGAGGACGGUCAUGCGUCGCCUACUGUCAACGAUCUCAGAGGUCCCCGCAGAGCAGAAUGCUGACUGGUCGCCCGCACUGUUUAUGCAUUGCACAACAGGCAACAACCGCACGGGGAUUUUCAUCUCCCUCCUCUUGCUCCUGCUCCAUGUCCCUUCCACCCUGAUCGUACAUGAGUACACACUCUCAGAGCAAGGCUUGGCCCCAACGCGACAUAUCAACGUUGAAAGGCUAUUGAAGAAGGGUGCAUUCAUCGAGUAUGGGCCUGAGGAGGCGAGAAGAAAGUGUGAACGCAUGAUCGGCGCGAGGGGGGAGAGUAUGGAAGCAUUACUCGAAGAGGUGGGGAGGCGGUGGGGUGGCGCUGAGGGGUACUUCAGGGACGUUGUGGGACUGAGUGAGGAAGAAGUGCGGAGAGUUAGGGAGGUGAUGACUGCAGAAGGGGAAGGAUGCGUUCCUGGGGCUCAGGCUGCGCAACUAUGAAUGGGUGUCGAUCUACUCAUCGCAUGGUGGUAUCGGAAC